Rotaria socialis is the source of this 3413-nucleotide messenger RNA. The record is from the annotation of a GenBank genome assembly. NCBI's taxonomy places the organism in Eukaryota, Metazoa, Rotifera, Eurotatoria, Philodinida, Philodinidae.
GCACAACAUAUCGCAGAAGCAAUAUCCAAGAAUCAGGUAACUAGUUUUUGAAAAAUCUGUAAAUACUCAGUAUUAAUACUGCCAUUGGUUACAAACAGACCUUGACAGCGCUGGAUCUCGCUGAAAAUCAGAUUAGCGAGACAGGGGCAGAACACAUAGCAGAGGCCCUAAUAAAUAAUCAGGUAACUAGCUUUUGAAAAAUCUGGAAAUACUUAGUAUUAAUACUCCCAUUGGUUACAAACAGACCUUGACAACACUGAAUCUCGGGUGGAAUUAGAUUUGCGACAUAGGGGCCCAUCAUAUCGCUGAUGCACUAACAAAGAAUCAGGUAACUAGAUUUUGAAAAAUCUGAAAAUACUCGGUAUUAAUACCUCCAUUGGUUACAAAUAGACCCUGACAGCACUGUAUCUCGGGUGGAAUAAGAUUAGCAACAUAGGGGCACAACACAUUGCAGAUGCACUAACCAAGAAUCAGGUAACUAGAUUUUGAAAAAUCUGAAAGUACUCAGCAUUAAUACUCCCAUUGACUGCAAAUAGACCUUGACAAUACUAGAUCUCAACAGAAAUGAGAUUAGCAACACAGGGGUGCAACGUGUCACCCAGUUACUAGGUAAUAAUCAGGUACGCUUGUUGAGAAUGUACGUGAAGUACGUAAUCGUCAUCUUUUUUUAUGGAACCAGACUUUGAAAGCGAUUGAAGAGAAUAAGAAUAUGAUCAGCAGGAUUGGCUUGCAGUAGCAUGCGUAACCAAUGCAGCACAAGCAAAUGGUAUAGUUCGAUUUUCAUGGACCUGCUUCCUAAAAGCAGUUGUGAGUGCCUCAGGACAGUUUGAAAGUGUGGUUUGUCAUAGUAUUGGUUAUGGAUAUUAGUGUAAUGGGCUCUAUCUUGGAUGUGAAGCGGGUAACUAUGGCACGACUUGUUGAUUUUGAUUCAAUUGGAUAAAUAGCGAAGCGUUCAUGCAAUUAUUAUUAUUUUUUUCUUGUGCUAUGAAAAACAUAUGGUGUGAUUAUUCUGGGCUAAAGAUAGUUUAAACUUUUUCCAUAAACAAAAAUUAGAUGAAAAUGAUCAGUGUACUUUAAGAGUAUGUUUUCAUGGGUAUGAAUGUGUGAAUCUUUAGAUUUAUUUGCUUAUGAGUCAAGAUCUCCCUGGAAUCUGUAGUCAAAACGGAAUAUACGCAAUUUAGGUUUGUUUGAUUACUACACAAAGUUGUCAGUGGAGAGUUUUCUAGACAAUGUCGUGGCCGACUAUUUCACAUAGCUACUGUUACAGGAAUGGCAGGACUAACCAAACAGAAUCUAUUGGCUUCUAACUUGCCUGGUAGACUUAUUUCGGAAAAAUGCUUUUACUGUAUCUAUGCAUUGACUUACAGUAUCGGUCAGGUUUGUUUUCAAUAAUGCUAGUUUCCAUCAUGUUAUCGGUUGUUCUUUAGUUAGAUGUUGUGAGUACGGCGUCUGCCAGCAGUGUAAAAAUACUAAACUAGCUCAAAAAUACAUUGCAGCGUAUAUACAAAUAACGGUUCCUGUAAAUCAGAUCGAAUAAUAUCAACAUUGCUUCAAGCUAUAAAUAACUUGGUAUUGCCUGAAAGCGAUAAUGGAAAUUGAAAAUGUUUGCUGUUUAUCUUCUUGUGUAGCACAAUUUCGAUUUACCUCAGUUUUCUCGUCGGCGCAGUUCUUGCUUGAGGGUGUUCUUCUUCUCUUUCAAAAGUCAACGUAAAACCGCACACAAAAACAAGCUGUUGAAAUAAAAUCUAGCGUUUUCAGUUGACUUAAAAUCUCAUACUUAGACAAUGAACUGAGUCGAUUGAUCCUCAUUAAUAUGCACCCUGUAUGGAAUUUUUCGCCGUAGUAUGAUUUGCAAUGGCUUGUUAUAAAUUGACUUCUUACUAAUAAUAAUGAAUUGGCUUGUGUGGAUUUAUGAAUAAAAAUUUAUUCAUGUGAAAACGUUGAAAAAAAUUCAUAGAAAAAGAUAGAACUCCUCUGAGUUAAAUCCAAUUGACUUUGAUCAAGCUGUUGUAUUCCCUGAAAAAGGUUCGACAUUCAAACGUUUUCUAAUAGUUUUGUAUCUUCUAAUUACUAGUAAUAGUUUUCGCUCUAUAUUCAAAGAACUCACGUACUAUAUUGAGUUAGUUUAUUUUUUUAAUCUAAAGUUGUCGAUAUCAAUAUUCUUCUAUUCCGUUUUUUGGACACUUUAUAUGAUACAAAUGAGAAGAAUUUGUGUUGUUUGCCUUUAUUAAUAUGCAUAUAGAUAUCAAAAAUCUGUAAAGAUUCAAUUUCUUGUGAAUCAACUGUCUAGUAUGAAAAUAUGAAAUUUACUUUACAAAUACGAUUUCUCUCCGUUUAUUAUUACAAAAUGAACAUUUAUAGUUUAAGAUUUGGUGAAAAAAGUAUUAGUGAGCAAUGCACCUAUGAUUGAAUGUACAAGAGAAAAGUGAUUUUUAAAGUAAAACUAUACAUGCCAGAGAAUAAUUGAAAAUAAAAUGCAAGUUAUCUAUAAAAAUAACUGAUUCUUAACUGAACACAAUCUCUGAAUAUGAGAUAUGGUUUGAUCCGGACAGUAAUAUACCAAUAAACUAAACUCUCAAUAAGCGGUAGGACGUACUUCGUUGCCGAUCGAGAUGAUUUAAGCUUGUAAAAAUAUUUUAGGUGAUAAGAAUAAAUCAUAGUUAUUAAACUCUAUACUCAUCGCAUCGAAUUAGCUAUAAUUCUAGAAUAAAAAAAUCUUAUCAACCAAUAAGUCUCCGUAUAAAGCAAAAAACGUAGUGGUACGAAAUGAUUAUCUUCUUUUAGAUUUUUAUGAUGAUUACUUGAUAGCAGGGUUGCCAGCUGUUCAGGUUCUGCUCUACAGGAUAAAUCUCGUCAUCCACCAUUACUUUGAUUGCAUUGAAAACACUUUUAUGUUUUCUAAGUUGAAUUCCACUUGGCUAUAUAUUCGAAACAAAUAUGGUUACUACAUUUUUAGCUGGUACUCAGGUUUCACAAUAUGAAGAUAAAUUUAUUGAUUUUUUGCCGUUGAACAAUGACUCAACGAAAGACAGCAACAAGAAUUUUUUUUAUCUUGUUUUGAUUUAAUAUUCAUCUUUUACUGAAUAGAUUAUGCCAUUAAAGAUUUAUUAAAAAUUUAGCUUUAUUUCUAUCGAAUUUUUUAAAAGAACAUGGCGUAAUGAUUGAACGUACAUCUGACUUAAAAGAAACUUUACUUGAAGCAUUACAGUGUCUUUCUUUUAAAACCUGAGGUUGAAGAAGUAGAAAUAUUUAAAAUAUAUUUGGAAUGUUGGAAUAUUGCAAGUGCUGAAUUUUAUCGAGAAGUACCAUUUCAACAAACAGUACCAUUAUAUAGUCGAAAUACAAAUAGUACGCCAACACGUCGACAAUUUUAUGGUGUUAUUUUAUCAAAGGUUCGACGAAAACGAACGUAA